Papilio machaon (common yellow swallowtail) is the source of this 2427-nucleotide messenger RNA. It is a transcript of the gene Arl4, whose product is annotated as ADP-ribosylation factor-like protein 4C. NCBI's taxonomy places the organism in Eukaryota, Metazoa, Arthropoda, Insecta, Lepidoptera, Papilionidae. Gene Ontology annotation, biological process: vesicle-mediated transport; intracellular protein transport. Gene Ontology annotation, cellular component: cytoplasm. Gene Ontology annotation, molecular function: GTP binding; GTPase activity. The record is from RefSeq and is a predicted model, not a curated record. The transcript is spliced from 4 exons. The coding region runs from base 668 to 1297 and encodes 209 amino acids.
ACGACAAAACGACCCGAGCCCGCCGGCGCGUUCGGGUUCGGCGCUCGACGCUUGUCGCGUCGUCUGAUCGCUCCGUCAUUCAGUCCGGAGGUGUCCGCGGGCGGGGCGGCACGUGCGGUGCGCGCCUCGCAUCUGUAUUGUUUUGGCUCAUCUAACCAUUGUUUAAUUCCAUCCGACUAGAAUCGAUACGACAUUGAUGCAGACUGCACGGCCUACGUUACUGCAUUAUCUAAUAUUUUAAUUGCGUAACAUAGAGACAUUAAUAUGUUAUGUGCUAGAACGAAUAAAUGAAGACGUGAUUUAUUGACAAGUGAAACUUUCGAUCGUUCAUUUGUUGGAUGUACCGUUUGUGUUUUGUCACUGGACCAAACAAACGUGCAAGUGAUCUUUGUUGUAAAGGGAAGCAUGCAAAUCAAUAAUCGAGUGGAUACCCAGCUGCGAGCCACCGAGAGCUCGUACUGUGAGGUUUAUUACACGGUUGCAUAUUGAUUGGAUCUCUGGCGGGAUCACUGGAAAUUCAACAUAGAAACCUAAGGUGUUUAACUGGGAUCCAGAAGCUGGACAAGUGCUGUUUACGAAUCAUCGUAAUAUCAUUUUUCCUUGUGUUGGUGUGAUGCUCGGGAUGCUAUUAGACGAGAGCGUCAGAUAGCCGCCGCGGCAACACAGCAUGGGUGCAAACAUGGGCAAGAACUCGAGCCUGCUCGACGCACUGCCCUCCGCGCAGGGCACGCUGCAUGUCGUUAUGCUCGGCCUCGACUCCGCCGGCAAGACCACCGCGCUCUACCGCCUGAAGUUUGACCAGUACCUCAACACCGUCCCCACUAUCGGUUUCAAUUGUGAAAAAGUGAAAGGAACGAUAGGCAAAUCGAAAGGUGUUAAUUUUCUUGUGUGGGACGUCGGCGGACAAGAAAAACUCAGGCCGCUUUGGAAAUCGUACACGCGAUGUACAGACGGAAUUAUAUUCGUAUUGGACUCUGUGGACGUAGAGCGAAUGGAGGAGGCGAAAAUGGAACUCAUACGAACGGCUAAAUCACCAGAUAACGCCGGCGUUCCGAUACUAGUCCUCGCAAAUAAACAAGACUUGCCAGGGGCGAAGGAACCUAGGGAACUGGAGAAACUGCUGGGCCUGCACGAACUGGUGUCGUCGCCACACGGUUCGCGCGACGCACACGCCUGGCACGUGCAGCCCGCGUGCGCCAUCACAGGGGAAGGCCUCCACGAGGGACUCGAAGCCCUUUACGAAAUGAUACUCAAGAGAAGAAAGUUAGCUAAGUUACAGAAGAAACGAGUCAGAUAAACGACAAACAUAGACAAUCAAUAAGUACGGUUGACGUGUUGUCUGAUGUCAGUGCGAGUUAAUGUAAGAACUAUCGUGAAAUCCCGCUACGGAUAUUUAUCAAGAUGUCUGUAGUGAACAACGGAUGAAACACCAAAUAUUGUUUUUACUAUAGAUGUAAAACGUCUUAUGAAAAUAUUCCAUCAUAAUGUUGCUCAAGUUAUAUUGAACAUUUUGAAGGAAACUAAUAUUUUGAUAAAAUUAAAAUUAACGACUAGUCAUUUUCUUUUGAAAAUAGCUAGAUAGAUGAUGGAUAAAACAAUAAAGGUUUUUAGUUGAAUUUUACAAAACAUUUGGCUUUACAAAUGAGUUGAAAGAAUGAUGUAGUUUCCUGAAUGGCAUGUAACUAAGCGUUAAAAUCAUCAUUUAUUACAGACCUGCUGCGUGGCUCACGAUUGUGGGACCAUUAGGUUAACAAGAUUUCAUGUUAUAAUGUUUAUGUAUUUACGUGUUUCGCUUAUUAUGUUUAAAAUAAUAGUUGUGUAGGACGUGUAGCGUUUUCAUCCAACCUGUGUUGUAGCUGCUAAAUAUCCUUUUAAUGCAUUGAGAAUUUUUUUCUGUCAAAUCUUGUUUCAUUGAUGUUUUAAGACUUGAAUUUAAUGAUCAUGUAACCAAGGUGCAACAAAUGCCAAAAAUUAAUCCUUAACCAUGUCUAUUAUAAACCCACGGCCUUAGUUUACACACAUACAAAAAUAUAUUGUUACGAUAUUAAUAUCCCUUUAAAUACAAAUAUUAAACAUAUUUACUUGAAUACAUAAAAUAGGCAAUGGUAUUUGGCAUAAUUUUUGUCGUUUCUUGUAUAAUUAACCUUGUGUAUGCAGCUGAGUUCACUGCUAGAACAUUCAAAAGAAAACAAGUUAUUAUAUCUCUGUGAUUCUGUCUAAAAUCGUAACAAUCUUUGUCUGAAUGUAUCAGCAGUGAAAACCAACGUUUAUAAGAGCAUGUGUAUCGAAAUUUACGUCCAUGUUUUGAAUGUUUAAGCUUAUGCUUAUGAUCGUUAUUAAUAAAAAUUGAAAAAGGACCCCUAUUUGAAAAUGAUCCAAAUUAUAAUUUUUAUUGAAAGUUAAAUUAUAUAUAUAUAAGUCUUCAUU